Molecule: messenger RNA, 3035 nt
Organism: Nerophis lumbriciformis (worm pipefish)
Lineage: Eukaryota; Metazoa; Chordata; Actinopteri; Syngnathiformes; Syngnathidae
Gene: rhobtb3
Product: Rho related BTB domain containing 3
Molecular function (GO): protein binding
Source: RefSeq, a predicted model, not a curated record
GGUGUUUGAUGAUGUCUCUUCCCCGCUGCCGACUUGUCGGUGUUUAUCACAUUUAGGUGUCGCUGUUGGCCAAAUUUACGCGCCGCGGGGGUCGUCGACUUGUCCCAACUCCGCUCCCGUGAAUGAGUAACGAUGCGGCGGGGACGCCAGUUAUCGCGAGCCGGCUCCACGGCGACCAGCCGCCGAUGAGAGCGACAUUGACGGCGGAGCGGAGCCGCGGCAGGCUGACUGCGGAAAAAGGCGAGCCUGACUGCCGCAGACUGGCGGGCACACGCGCGGCGAGGAGGACACGCUCCGUGGCGUAGAGGAAGGACAGCACCGUGACGUGACCGCCAUGUCCAUUCACAUCGUGGCUCUGGGGAGCGAGUGUCCCGGCGGAGUCGGCCAAGGGGAAGAGAUCAUGGGCCAGGGCCAGCUACAAGGAGGGCUGCUGUGGAGCUACCUGGGUCACGGGGCCCUGGUGGGUCCCAGUGAUCUGGAGAGUAGCCUCCACAACCCGGCCUUCAUGGAGUACACCUCGCAGGUCUUCGGGGAUGUCACUGUGGUGGUCCAAGACUGUCCCAGCUGGGACCUGUUGGACAGCGAGUGGGCCAGCGUGCGGAAAGUUCUUGAGCAGGCGGACAUCCUGGUCAUUAAGUAUUCCGUGACGGACAAGCUGACCUUCCAACAGCUCAGGAAUGGUUACGCUCCGAGGCUCCGCCCACUCUUGAGGCACUGGGGCGUGCCCGUCAUCCUGGUUGCAGUCGGCGCUCGGCUGAAUGACGAGGGACCUCCCUGUACGUGCCCGCUGUGUGCGUCUGACUGGAGCAGCUGUGUGCCUCACAGUGAAGGUCUGCAGCUGUCCCGGGACCUGGGGGCCACCUACCUGGAGUUACCCUCGCUCAACCAUGUGUUCGUGGGUCGCUACUUUGGCAGCGUGCUGGAGUACUUCAUGAUUCAGUGUCUGAAACACAAAGUCAAAGAGAAGCCAGAGAAGAGGCGAGGAAAUAAAAUCAACGAUCUCCGUCCGCCUCACUUGGAACAACCAGCUCGCCUCCCUCCUAUCCGAGUAGAAGAGUCCAGUUUUUCCCAGGACAUGCAGUGGCUGCUGGAGCGCGGCGUGCAGUUCGCCGACGUGGCCUUCUACGCAGGGGACUCUGGGAAAGAGCUGGGCUGGGCCCACGCCUCCGUGCUCUGCGCCGUCAGCCCGUAUUUCCGACAGCUGCUCCUGGGGCCCAAGACCAGGGAACGUCCACAGUCCCGCUGCAUCUGCAGGGAGAGGGACGCAACACCCCAUUCCUUACUCUCCACCUGGGACGGGGGGAUUAUUGAUGACAUGCCCAGAUCUGACGGCCACAUGGCUGGUCGCCUCUCUCGUCUGGUGGUGAAGGACCCCCUGCUGUGUAUGUGCUUGUGGGAGACCCUCAUGUUCAUCUACAGAGGCGCGUGGGAGUGGGAGCACCUCCAAGAGGCCUUGGAGGAGAAGCUGAAGAACUCCCUGGCCGUGGCUCAGCUGAUGGAGCGCAUACGAUCCCUUAUUGGCAGAGAGAGGGGAGCCAGAGACACCCCGAGUGCACGAGCGGCCCAGCUGGGCCCCCAGACCCUGGUCAACCUCUUCAAUUCCCCUCUCUACUCGGACGUCAUCUUCAUGGUGCAGGGGAGUGUGUUGCCAGCUCACCGAGCAGUCCUGGUAGCUCGCUGUGACGUCAUGGCGGCGAUGUUUAGUGGGAAGUACGCCGAGGCCCGCAGCCGAGUAGUGCCCAUCCAUGGCGUCUCCUCAGACACCUUCCUGUCCUUCCUGGAGUACCUCUACACUGACUCCUGCUGUCCUGCCAGUGUGUUGCAGGCCAUGGCCGUGCUGGUGUGUGCGGAGAUGUACCAGGUGAAGCGACUGCAGCACCUGUGUGAGGUGUGUGUGUGCGCCUACCUUCAGAGCAUGCCCAGCAGAGAGCUGGCAUCCACGGGCAUCAGCGUGGUUCGACUGCUGCGCCAGGCAAAGUGCCACAAUGCAGAGCAGCUCUACGUGUGGCUGCUACACUUCAUCGCCAACAACUACCUGAUCUUCAGCCACAAGCCCGACUUCUUGGAGCUCUCAGAGGAGGAGCGGGAGCAGGUGGAGAGGCUGCGCUGGCCAUCCAGAGGAUAUCUGCAGGAGCUCAGCGAGUAUCAGCAGCGGCGACGCAAAUUACGCAAGUCUCGCUGCCUGGUCAUGUGACAUCACCUGGACGCCAAAGGACUAUAAUGCAGGGAAAAACAAGGACACAGUAAGACCGUUAUUAUUAUUUUUGUUUUUUACAGAGACACUGUGGCAGAGUUAUUCCCUUUACUGGGAGCAGUGACAUUCCCACUAUGACUGCACAGCAGUAAGAAACCACAUGACUGCCCCGUGGAAGAAGGCGUUUCAGGUUGUAAAUGACAUCAAGUACUUCAAACAAUAACCGGACUUCACCGUGGACCAGCAGCAGGAAGCUGUAGUGGUUUAUUUAUUUUUUUUAGUGUGUAGCUGCGCCUUUGUGGACGCCAUCAAACAUGUGUGUGUCUUGCAGGGGAUGGACCUGUCAAGUGGCUUUAUUUGCACCUCAUUCAGCAGAGCAGUGACCUAUGUUGACAUUCAGAGAUGUGACAGCCAUCAGUCUGAGCUGCAACACACUUCUGUUCCACUUCAUUUGGCUCACAUUUAAUGGAUGCUUCCCAAGAGAUUUGAUGACUUAACGACAUGGCGCUGCAUUCGGUUAUCGUGGAGUCAGAUGUGCUUCUGGAAUUACAGUACAUUCGGAAAGUAUUCACGACGCUUCACUUUUUCCGUAUUUUGUUAUGUUGUGGCCUUAUUCCAAAAUAAUGAUCCUCAAAAUUCUCCCCACAAUACCCCAUUAUGACAAUGUGAAAGUUUGUUUUUGAAUUUUUCUAAUAAAAAUCACAUGCGUAAGUAUUCACUAGGGGUGUAACGGUACACAACAAUUCCGGUUCGGUACGUACCUCGGUUUAGAGGUCAUGGUUCGGUUCAUUUUCAGUACAGUAAGAAAACAACAAAAUAUACAUUUUUUAGGUACCGCAUU